Messenger RNA from Klebsormidium nitens, 1757 nucleotides. The record is from the annotation of a GenBank genome assembly. NCBI's taxonomy places the organism in Eukaryota, Viridiplantae, Streptophyta, Klebsormidiophyceae, Klebsormidiales, Klebsormidiaceae.
GUGAUUGUUCGCACCUGUUCAGUUUUGUUGUCAAUGUCAGUGUUGACCAGUCUGCUCGUCGAAUCUGCUCACCACCUAGCUGCCUUCUCCUUAUCGCUUGCACCACCUUAUCUCUUGCAGAUGGCGUCUCCUGGUGCUGAUUCUCGGGCCCCGUUGGGCGGAGCUGCAGCAGGCUCCGAAGGGCUGCAUACGCCCCCUCCGGCAGCGCGCAGCGCUGAGGAUAUGUAUCUGGAUGCUUCCGACCAGGGGAACGAAAGCGAUGAGGAAUUUGUAAGAGAUCCUGAGUUCGAGGCCGGCAUUGUGCUCUCUCCACCGCCAGCCACCCCCACUGAGCCCAGCCCUGUAGUCAGCCCAGCACGGGAAACGAAAAUUCCCCGCCGUAUGGGCCCCAACAUUCAGAACAUGUUCGUGGUACGACAUGGAGAGCGCUCGGACGACGCAGUCCCCGGGUGGGAGAAGACGGCCGCCAGGCCUUGGGACCCCCCUCUCACAGAGAAAGGCUUUCAGCAGGCGUAUAAUAUGGGUCAGCAGCUGCGCAACGAGGGGUACAAGAUCGACCGAGUCGUCAUCUCCCCUUUCCUACGGUGCCUUCAAACGGCGGGUGAGAUCAUCAAAGCAUUGGUGGACGGGGCAGGAGAAGAUGAAGUCGCGCAGGACAGCAAGGGCAAGGGGGUAGAGCGCGCUCAGGAUGGUGCCGCACGUGCGCCGGCAAGUACAGUGAAGGCGCACAUAGACUACGGUUUGACGGAGCUGCUGAACGCGCGCGCUAUUCGGAACCCGCCCCGGUCGGGCGCUGAUCUGCACAGCAAGGACACGUGGCUCCUGCCAGAGGAACAGCUGCACGCACUGCUGCCAUCGGGAGUGCUCGAUGAAUUGCUGGGAACUCAGGGGAAGUUCCCAGAUUGGCCCGAGGAUGAUGAGGUGUGCCAUGCUCGGUAUGCCGAGGCUUAUGGCAGGAUUGGAGACCAGUUUCCAAACGAAGAUAUCAUUUGCGUGACCCACGGAGAGGGCGUUGGUGUUUCCGCCAGUCGGUUUAAAAAGGUUGUCGUUUACGCUGUGAACUACUGUGGCUUCACUCAAGCGCAACGAUCCAGACCUGGCACAUCGGGAGAGCCAGACGAACAGUGGGACCUUGUGACGCAGUCUGAGGAAAGCGGAGUCUACUGGACAUUGACCACUUGAAGCUGCUGUGUUAUUUUGAAGGCAUCAGUGAUGUCACGGCACACAACUCGGGAUUUUUCUCGAAGUUCAGUGCUAGGACCUUACCAAACUUCGUGGGUUUGACAGCGCAAGGGUUUUGCUAAGCGGAUGCUGUCGUUAACGUUCGUUAGGCAAGGGAGAUGCCCCACGUAGCGACGUAAUAAGGACGUACAAAAGUAUCAGGGCGUCAAAGAUACAUACCAAGAAACUUGGCAAGGGGGUUGCCAGCCAGCAGUGUAAAAGCCCGGGACUCGGAUUGUAUCGAGCAAACCGGUCCAGCACUUCGCUCAGUUGCAGGUCUGACGUACCAUGCAGUCGGAGGGGUUUAAUUAGACAGGAUUGAUCGAAUCGAUCAAUCACCUCGUGGCUUGGGCGAUGACACUAAAGAGACUGGUCAGAGAUACACAAAUGACAAUACAUAUAUAAGUUGACAUGCAUGCAGACGCGGAGUCGGAGCGCGGACGACAUGCUAGAUAAGCACAGACUUUUUGCCGCAUUUCGAGCCUAGAACUCGAAGGAACUUCGAAUUGACAUCGUGUCGAUCGCAGAUUCAACCA